This is a messenger RNA of Torulaspora delbrueckii, 606 nucleotides long. It is a transcript of the gene MSO1, whose product is annotated as Mso1p. Bases 1 to 606 code for a protein of 201 amino acids. Lineage: Eukaryota; Fungi; Ascomycota; Saccharomycetes; Saccharomycetales; Saccharomycetaceae. The transcript has a single exon. The record is from RefSeq and is a predicted model, not a curated record.
AUGAGCUCAACAUCUGAACACAGUUCUGGCGGAUUAUGGCAUAAAUUUCGAUCCUCUACCAAGUCGCUUUCCUCCUCAUUGUCGAACCUCUCUAUGAAGACUGAAAGUGAUGGUGACACCCCAACUAGUACAGUGGUUCAUAAAUCACUAGUGAAGUUUUAUAAACAUCAAGAACCAUUUACAGGUUUUCCAGGUUGGCUUGGUCAUAAGGAAGACCUCCCCAAUGAGCAAAAGAUUUUAAAGAAACAGAACCAUGUGAGCUCUAACCCUAUCGCUGGUGGGCUCAAUCAUAUGCGCAAGUCUUCUCUGGAUAAGAUGAAUCGGAAAAGUGUGAGCCCGUCUCCUUUCAAUGAACCAGAACAGCUUUCAAGCGCUGGUAUGGCGUUCCAUAGCAUCUAUUCAAGCGAGACGACAACGGUACGAACGUCAAACACCGCAGCAUUACAAGGUCAAGCACAGCAUGGCAGGCCGGAUGUGCUUGGAAGGUCUGAUCUGCAGGAUCAGAGUCAAGCGCCUACGACAGUAACCAAGAAUUCAUCAAUGAUGAUGCGUGAGAGAUUGAAAAGACAGAAUACUAAGAACUCUAUCAAUAUUGGACGCAAUUGA